AUGACGGGCACCGCCGCCGCUGCCGCUGCCGCCGCCACCACCACCACGCUGAGCAUGAAGCUCCUCGUCGACACCAAGUCCCGCUGCGUGCUGUUCGCGGAGGCGGGCAAGGACGUGGUGGACUUCCUCUUCUCACUCCUCGCGCUGCCGAUCGGCACGACCGUGAAGCUGCUCGGAGAGGAGUCCAUGGCGGGCAGCACCGGCGAACUCUACGGCAGCGUCGAGAGGCUCGACGACACCUACGUCCAGCCCGGCGCGGCCAAGGACGCGCUCCUCCGCCCCGUCAUCGCCCCCUCGCCGGCGGCGGCCUCCAACGUGGCCCUCCUCGGCUUACCGCCGCCGACGCCACCGGCUCCGGCAAAGAGAUUCUACAGGUGCUCCUCCGGCUCCUACGGCUCCUGCCGCGACUACGUGGGGGAUACCUACGCCACCAAGUGUCCGAAAUGUAACAGCUCCAUGACGACUGAAUGCCAGUUGGCGCCGCCUCCAGCCGGGUCCGUGACCGCGAAGACGGACACCGUGGUGGCGGCGCAAGGGUUCGUGCGCGGCGUCGUCACGUACACGGUGAUGGACAGCCUCGCGGUGUCGCCCAUGUCCGCCAUCUCCAGCAUCACGCUGCUCAACACCUUCGCCGUCACGGAUCUCAGCGUGCUCCAGGAGAAGACCGUGCAGAUCGGCUACAAGGAGGGUUUAGAGAUUUUGAAGGCCUCGCUGCAGUCCAAGACAGUUCUCACCGACGUUUUCCUUGGCAACAAGUCCCGUAGCCACGCUUGAGGAUUCUGGCGUGCAUGGAUAGAAUAUAAAAAUCAUAGUUCGAUCGAUCCAUCUUUUGUUGCUUCAGUCCAAUCAAUCUUUAUUUUCUGAUGCAUUUGCGUAGUUGCAAGUUUUUAUGCUUGCUGGAUACAGUAUUUAGGUAAUAUCCUAUCUUGCUUAUGCAGCUUUAUGCCACGCUGGUUUGCCUGACACUUGA
Lolium perenne is the source of this 970-nucleotide messenger RNA. RefSeq lists its product as uncharacterized. NCBI's taxonomy places the organism in Eukaryota, Viridiplantae, Streptophyta, Magnoliopsida, Poales, Poaceae. The record is from RefSeq and is a predicted model, not a curated record.